Messenger RNA from Conger conger (European conger), 978 nucleotides. Its product is annotated as olfactory receptor 52B2-like. Gene Ontology annotation, biological process: G protein-coupled receptor signaling pathway. Lineage: Eukaryota; Metazoa; Chordata; Actinopteri; Anguilliformes; Congridae. Gene Ontology annotation, cellular component: membrane. The transcript has a single exon. The record is from RefSeq and is a predicted model, not a curated record. The coding region runs from base 1 to 978 and encodes 325 amino acids. Gene Ontology annotation, molecular function: olfactory receptor activity; G protein-coupled receptor activity.
AUGGGAAUUCUCGCCACUUCGAUCGGAAACGACUCCUCCUUUAUACCUGCGGGAUUUUACGUUAUCGGAUUUACAUAUUUAAAGUUUGCUGAUUUAUAUGUCAUUUUUCUUUGCUUCAUGUAUAUUGUAACAGUUUUGUUCAACUCUGUUCUCAUUUCCAUUAUAUGGAUGGAUCAUCGCCUACACACUCCGAAGUACAUUGCGGUGGCUAAUUUAGGCGUUGUUGACUUGAUGUGCAGUACAUCCUUUAUUCCAAGUACGAUCAAGACUGUUCUCGGCAGAGAUACUUUUAUGGCCUACAAUGCAUGUUUGACACAGAUUUUUUUUUAUUACUUUUCCGUAAUAUUAGAGUCAAGUUCCCUCAGUGUACUUGCCUAUGACAGGUUAAUUGCGAUAUGUUUCCCACUGAGGCAUAAUUCAAUCAACACUCCCACAAGCAUGAGUAUUAUGUUAGCUCUUGUUUGGCUGUUUUGGGGAAUCGCCAUGUUGUUCUUGGUCUUGAUCUUGACAAACCUGUCUUUUUGUGAUUCACUGACUGUGUACAAUUUUGUCUGUGAUUAUGCAGGUGUGUUCACUCUUUCGUGCGAUGAUUACACCUUACAGUGGGUCACUGCCUCUGUUAUGAGUAUACUUUUUUUAUUCGCGCCCCUUAGUUUAAUCGUCCUGUCAUACGCCUGUAUUUUGAGAGCCGUCUUUAGAAUGAAGACUGUGGAGAGCAGGUACAAAGCGCUUGCAACGUGCACAGAGCAUUUAAUUCUUGUGGCGAUUUUCUACGUGCCGACCAUAACUGUGUACAUCAUUGAACUUUUCUUAUUCCACGUCGAUCCAAACGUCAAAAUGGUGAACCUGUCAUUAGCUUCCAGCAUCCCAUCCUGUCUGAACCCCAUUGUGUAUUCCCUGGCAACAAAAGAAAUCAGGAACAGAAUACUGGCUAUGCUCCAAAAAGUCAAAGUAGCAGCGUGGGUAGAGCAGGCAUAG